GCGGCGGGAAGCUGGGGGAGGGGUGAGGAUGGAGGGAGCCUGGGCCGGGAGGCAGUGCCGGUCCGGGCCCGGCAGCCUGGGUUGGGCUGGGCGGAAGCGGGGAUUCCUGUGGGGACGGCGCUUUUUCCUCUGCCCCGCCCCCUGGGACCACCUCCCCUCCCCCCUGCUGUCGGCCGCCCGCGACGGGGUCGGCGGCCGUUAGCUAGGCUUCUCGAGGCCGUUCCUUCAGGCCGCCUUCUCCCGGGCGGGAGAGAGGCCGUGUCCCUGCCGCUCCCGCAGGCCCCAGCUCCGCGCCCAGCCCCGCUUGCGGGGAGAGGGCCGGUUGGGAUUUCGGGGCUUUCCCGCCAGAGCAGCGUCUUCUCUCAAGGGAAGGCUGUUUCCGCCGGGAAGCUCGGCUUUCUGUUACACCUGCUUCGCCUCCCGCCUUCCGUGAGACCUGAACGCUAUUCCUCAGCUACUUCGGCGUCUCACGUAAACAUUGCUCCAACUCUUUUACUCUGUGGUGUCUCCCUGAGCUGUGAUAUCGCUAGUGCCACCAGCAGAAAGAAACGUCCGGACCCUCCUGCCCAGGUUAUGAAAAUCCCCUUAACGGCCCCCGUUUGCUUACCUGGCUCAUCGCCUCCCGGACUUUGUAUCUUUGCUAAAGUCAGUGAUGUGAAAAGACCUGACAUGGAUGAUAUUGCUGAUAGGAUGAAGAUGGAUGCUGGAGAAGUAACUUUAGUGAACCACAACUCCAUAUUCAAAACCCAUCUCCUGUCACACACAGGUUUUCCAGAGGACCAGCUUUCACUUUCUGACCAUCAGAUUUUGCCUUCCAGGCAAGGAAAUUUGGACCGAUCUUAUACAUGUUCUACGAGAAGUGCAGCUUAUAAUCCAAAUUAUUAUUCAGACAACCCUUCCUCAGACAGUUUUCUUGGCUCAGGAGACUUAAGAACCUUUGGCCAGAGUGCAAACGGCCAAUGGAGAAGUUCCACCCCAGCAUCAAGUUCAGCUUUACAAAAAUCAAGAAACAGCCGAAGUCUUUACCUCGAAACCCGAAAGACCUCAAGUGGAUUAUCAAACACUUUUAUGGGAAAGUCAAACCAUCACUGCCAUGUGUCUGCAUAUGAAAAAUCUUUUCCUAUUAAGCCUGUCCCAAGUCCAUCUUGGAGUGGUUCAUGUCGUCGAAACCUUUUGAGCCCCAAGAAAACUCAGAGGCGACAUGUUAGUACGGCGGAAGAGACAGUACAAGAAGAAGAAAGAGAGAUUUACAGACAGCUGCUACAGAUGGUCACAGGGAAACAGUUUUCUGUAGCCAAACCCACCACACAUUUUCCUUUACAUCUGUCUCGAUGUCUUAGUUCCGGUAAGAAUACUUUGAAAGACCCACUGUUUAAAAAUGGAAACUCUUGUGCAGCUCAGAUCAUUGGCUCUGAUACUUCAUCAUCUGGAUCUGCCAGCAUUUUAACGACCCAGGAACAACUGUCCCACAGUGUGUGUUCCUUAUCGUCUUAUACCCCAGAUGUUGUUGCAUUCGGAUCCAAAGAUUCUGAUUCUCUCCAUCAACCCCAACAUCACCACUCUCUUCCACAUCAGCCAGAUAACUUACCGGCUUCAAAUACACAAUCUGAAGGAUCAGACUCUGUGAUUUUACUCAAAGUGAAAGAUUCCCAGACUCCAGCUCCCAGUCCUACUUUUUUCCAGGCAGAGCUGUGGAUCAAAGAAUUAACUAGUGUUUAUGAUUCUCGAGCACGGGAAAGAUUGCGCCAGAUUGAAGAGCAGAAAGCAUUGGCAUUACAGCUUCAAAACCAGAGAUUGCAGGAACAGGAGCAUUCAGUGCAUGAUUCAGUAGAACUGCAUCUUCGCGUACCUCUUGAAAAGGAGAUUCCUGUCACAAUCACCCAAGAAACGGGAAAAAAAGGUCAUAAAUUAACUGAUAGUGAAGAUGAAUUUCCUGAAAUCACGGAGGAAAUGGAGAAAGAAAUAAAGAAUGUAUUUCGUAAUGGCAACCAGGAUGAAGUUCUGAGUGAAGCAUUCCGCUUGACUAUCACACGCAAAGAUAUUCAAACUCUAAACCAUUUGAACUGGCUCAAUGAUGAGAUCAUCAAUUUCUACAUGAAUAUGCUGAUGGAGCGAAGUAAAGAGAAGGGAUUGCCAAGUGUGCAUGCAUUUAAUACCUUUUUUUUCACUAAGUUAAAAACGGCUGGUUAUCAGGCAGUGAAACGUUGGACAAAGAAAGUUGAUAUAUUUUCUGUUGACAUUCUUUUGGUGCCCAUUCACCUGGGAGUGCACUGGUGUCUUGCUGUUGUGGACUUUAGAAAGAAGAAUAUCACCUAUUACGACUCUAUGGGUGGGAUAAACAAUGAAGCCUGCAGGAUCCUCUUGCAAUACCUAAAGCAAGAAAGCCUUGACAAGAAAAGGAAAGAGUUUGACACCAAUGGCUGGCAGCUCUUCAGCAAGAAAAGCCAGGAAAUUCCACAGCAGAUGAAUGGAAGUGACUGUGGCAUGUUUGCCUGCAAAUAUGCUGACUGUAUUACCAAAGACAGACCAAUCAACUUCACACAGCAACACAUGCCGUACUUCCGGAAGCGGAUGGUCUGGGAGAUCCUCCACCGAAAGCUCUUGUGAAGACUGUCUCCAUUAGCAGACAUUGACCUUGUGGGGACCAGCUCUUUGUUGUCUACAGCCAGAGACCUUGGAAACAGCUGCUCCCAAUCCUCUGUUCUUGUAAAGCCCUUGAUCCUGGACCAGGCCCUGGCGAGAUGCAUUCACAAGCACAUCUGCCUUUCCUUUUGUAUCUCAGAUACUAUUUUUGCAAAGAAACUUUGGUGCUGUGAAAGGGGUGAGGGGACAUCCCUAAGCUGAAGAGAAAGACUGCUUUUCACUUCUUCAGUUCUGCCAUCUUGUUUUCAAAGGGCUCCAGCCUCACUCAGUCCUUAGGGGACUGAGAGAAGCUUGGAAAGACUCUUCGUUUCAUAUCAACUCUUGUUGUUAGGCCUUACUAAGAGGUAGGAAAGGGCAUGGGCAAAAAGUUAGGGAUGACAACCACCAGCAUAUACACGCACACACAUACAUGCACACAGGAUUUCCAAGACAUGUUGUCAGGAAUGUGACUGUAAACUGGACUUUGGGGCACAUGCAUAAGUCCCUCUUUCAGGACUUUUCCUAUUUAUAUGCCCCUUUGUGAAAUCUGUCUGUUCUGUACAAGGCUGUUUUAUCAUCUUGUAGCUUCCUCCCAUCUUGAGGCACAACACACGAGCUAUGGGUGGACCCCAAGGUCCCAGGCAGUCCUUUCCUUAAAAGCAGGAGUUUGCAUGUGCUUACAAGACAUAAUAUGGGGAAGACCCACCCAGGGAGCGGUUUAGUGGAGCAACAAGCACCACUUUGACUGCCGCCUACUUCUGACCAAGAUGAAGAAGGACCUCAGUCUUUAGCAGAAAAUUCCAGCAUUGUAUGAAUGCAGGUCUAGUUUGGUCUGUGGCUGAUUAGUUUAAAUAUGCUUCUAACCACAGAGAAUUUAAUAUAUAUAUAUAUAUAUAUAUAUAUUUCACAGGGAUAUGCUUUCUUUUUAAAAGGCUGAAUGUGUUCACCAUUUUAGCCUGCAGAUUUAUUUCCAUUUUCCAAAUUUAGCUCUAGCACGCACAGAUCCCAACCCCUCUGUGUAGGGUGUUUGUGGACUUCCUAACAGAAUAUUUCAAGGCCUGGAUGAUCUUUGGCUUAGGGGGAAGAGGUUACAGAGGGAGAUGAGAUUUUCAACUGGAAAACAGGUGGAAUUUGGACUGAGCAACUUGAGAUUUUAAAACUCCUAUUCCUUUUGUUCUUUCUAGCAUCUCCCCCACCCUCUGAGUGGUCCUCAGGCUAAAUAGUGAAAUGAUCCAAUGCCAGUGUCAUUUUGUACUUAAGUUCCAAAAUAGGAACGUUUUAUACUUUUUUCUGUAUUGUAAUAGGUAGUUUUGUAUGAAAUCUUUUCUCCUCUUCCCAUGUACCCCAUCCUUUCCAGCAUUGUGCUUUCUCCCUGGGCUUAUUUGAAAAUUUUACUCUGUUUUAUACCAAGCUUGUUUAGUACAUUUUUCUAUGUUUUACCACAGGUUACAAUUUGAAAAGAAAACUAUUUUUUUUAAAUAUUCCAUUGUUAACUGAAUGUUACUGUCUCCACUCCAGCAACUAGAGGGUCCUACCUUUUCAUAACUGCCUGCCUUCUCGGGGAAGACCACCUUUUGUUUGUUUGUUUUCUUUUCUUUCUUUCUUUCUUUUUUUUUUUUCUUUUGGUGUUUUCUAUAGGAAAUAAAUAGCUUUCUAUAUAUGAGUUGGUGGGACCUUUCACAUUCUCUUUAGAAAGCUAUGGCAUGCAGGUCCAUUGUAGGACUCCUGAAUAUUGAUUCUUGGUACUUAAUGUAUUUAAGUGACAACUUGAAAGGUGGCAGUAUGGUAUAGAUUGGGACUAUGAAUUGAAAGACCUGAGUUUCUCAGGCUCUCUUGCUAUUGUCUGGGGGACUCAGAACAAGAUAGUUCUCUGUGUUUAUUGUUUGUCCAUUUAGAUAACAUCUGUCUUACCUUCCUCACAGACUUUUUGUACAGACCAAAGGAACAAAUAUUUAUUGCCAUGUAUAGCAGAAAAUGAAACAUGCAACAAAAGCACUUUGAAAAAUA
Molecule: messenger RNA, 4629 nt
Organism: Equus caballus (horse)
Lineage: Eukaryota; Metazoa; Chordata; Mammalia; Perissodactyla; Equidae
Gene: SENP1
Product: SUMO specific peptidase 1
Biological process (GO): proteolysis; protein desumoylation
Cellular component (GO): nucleus
Molecular function (GO): deSUMOylase activity
Source: RefSeq, a predicted model, not a curated record